AUGAGUGCUGCAAACCUCCCGCCCCACAAGGCCUAUGCCAGAGGUUACGUCAUCGAAGGAGCGCCCGGGAUGGAGCGGGCGGCGUUGGCCGCUUAUUCCACCACCUCCGCCGCCUCAGAACCUGCCUCCUCCACCUCUUUCUCCGCCUCCGCCCCCCGUUUCCCCGCUGCCGCCCUCUCCUCCGCCCCCUCUUCCCUCUCCCCCGCCGCCGCCGGCUCCCGCUUCUCCGCCACCUCUCCAGCGUACCAGAACCUGAGGCAGAAAGUGGAUAAUUUUGUGUCAACGCAUCUGGACAAGCAGGAAUGGAACCCGACGAUGAACAAGAACCAGCUGCGGAACGGCCUGCGGCAGAGCGUGGUUCAGUCAGGGAUGUUGGAAGCUGGAGUGGACAGAAUCAUUUCUCAGGUGGUGGAUCCCAAACUGAACCACAUCUUCAGGCCACAGAUAGAGCGAGCCAUCCAUGAGUUCCUGGCGGCCAAGAAGAAAGAAGCCGCUCCAGCGCCCCCUCCAGAGCCGGAGAGCCAGGACGCCCCGGGCCCCGCCCAGGACGCCUCCUAAGACGACACCUGGCAUCUUCUGGAAGCUCCACUGAACAGUGGUGAAGUGGACUCAGUUCAUAACGGUACGGCUUCAGACGAAGACAGGCCAAGGUCGUCGCUGAUUUCACCUUUGACUUUGGAGCGUGGUCCACGCUGAUCGGGGAGCAAGUUUGGCGGCAGGAAUGCUGGCCUGUGUGCCCCUGCCACGUGGCCAGCCUGUCCCAGGGACCACACCAGCAGACACUACAGAGAACUAAAGAAACACUACAUCAACCAGGGUUGUCCUGGAACAGACCUUUAUACUUGAACUUGGACUCUGCGUGUGGGCUUUAGGGUUUGUGUUUGGGGAAAAACAAAAGCUGCAAUGGAGGAAGGUGAGCGGUCCCACGGGGGCAGCUCCUGGGAAGGGCCGCGGUGAGCUGGGAGGGGUCUGUGGCCGGGCUUGUUGGCAUUGCUUCUCAGAGUUGCAGACUAGAGUGUACGAGCCGUGCGCAUCGAACGGCUUUAAAGUUGUUAUGACCCUCUUGUGCGUGAACCUUGUAGCUUUAGUGUCCUUUCCCCGAAGCGGCGACUAGCGCAACCCCACAAUGCAGGUCACCCCGACACUAGUAAAGGGAACGUUUGCAGGCUCCCUGUCCAGGGCUGGUUCCUGCCCUGCCAGGAUAGGAAGUUUUGGGUGUGUUUAUUGUAUUCUCAUGUUUGCGUUUUUUAGAAAGUGGGUGGUUAAUAGCCUAAGUUUUAUAAUAAAAUCAUUUGAUACUCUUACUCUGAGGCUCCCACUAAAUCUUAGACCCCAGGUCCGAAAGGUAAACCUUCCCCCCACCCACAUGCCACUCCUGUGCACAGCGCGUGACCUCGGCGGGGAAGGGUCGGAAGAAGUAACGUGAAAUGCCGUCCCCUGAAGCCGCAGGCGCAGGUGGACGUGGCGGGCAGGUCCUCCCCUCCCCUGGACCAGUUAGUGCUGGUCUGCAGCUGAGGGCAGUGCCUUAUAUUCAUGUUUCUCAGACUUGAAAGUGCAGGAGGAUCACCCAGGAAUCUUGGAAAAAUGCAAAUUCUAGUGAAAAAUUUCUGGGUCGGAUCUGGGCGUGUGUCUAACAAGCUGGUGAUGCUGAGGCUGCUGGUGCUCUGCAAGCACAGUGCCCCCGCCCCCGCCCUGGGUCUUCGGUUCUUAGUUGAGUCCGCUACUGGAUAUUGUUAACCUAAUAACCUAUCACCUGCAAAAGUCCUAACUUAACGUCAUCAAUCGGUUCUCGGAAACUACAACAUGAAGUAAAACGAAAUAUGGCAAAAUCUGUCCUACCACCGGCUAAUUGGUAUACACAAGAGCUUAGUUCCCAUGGCAUCCUGGUCACAGAAACAUCACCAAACUUCUACAUAAAAGACCCAAAACACUGCUAAUAUUAAAGAAACAAAUGCGAGCUAUAUGUACCUUUAAAAAUGAUGAAGAGAAGCAAGACCAUUAUUUCCCAACCUGCUUAUUCUAGUCCAGGGUCGGCCACAGGUGGCCAGUGUCCUGGCAGCUUGGAGGCAGCCCCGCCCUGCACAGGACAUUGUGUUUCUAUGUCAGGAGUCACAGACCAGAGAUGAUUUCAUCUGAAAUGGUUAUCAGAUCCAGAAGUCACUACAGACACCGCUGUUGGCACAGAGGACUGACUUUUUGGCUCAGGUGAGCCCAACUGAAAGGAAGUAGUGCCCGUAAUACCUUGAGUAAAAGUAGUUUCAUUGUCAGGCUGGGGAGGGGAGUCAAGACCAACGGCACUAGGGGAGCUGGCAGAGGUUUUCUCUGAACUCCCCUUAUCUGCCUAAGGACAGAUCCUCCAAAAGGAACUGAAUUGUCAUUAAUCCUCUUUCUGGGAGUUUCAUCAACCAGAGAAGAUUGACUUAUUACAGGAGAGGAGACCAGAAGUCCACACCACACCCAGACAAACUCUGUCACAUACUAUCAUACCCCCCAUCUACUCAAGGGCCCAUUUGUCUUACCUAAAAGUCAUUUACUCUCCCCAAAGAUGCCUACACAUCCCCCUUCCUCCUUCCUAAUUAAGAUGGUAUUUAAGCCAGAGUUCUAAGCCACCUCAGAGAGUUACUCAUUUUUCCCUGGGUAUCUCCCACAUAUACAUGAGGGACACAUGUUUAAUAAACUGUUACUCUGUU
This is a messenger RNA of Myotis brandtii (Brandt's bat), 2690 nucleotides long. It is a transcript of the gene BOD1, whose product is annotated as biorientation of chromosomes in cell division 1. The record is from RefSeq and is a predicted model, not a curated record. The transcript is spliced from 4 exons. The coding region runs from base 1 to 558 and encodes 185 amino acids. NCBI's taxonomy places the organism in Eukaryota, Metazoa, Chordata, Mammalia, Chiroptera, Vespertilionidae.